CAUAAUAGUCAAUCUUUAGAUUGUAACUAAAUAUGUCCUGUUUGCGCUUCGCAGUGGGUGGAAGCAGUGGCGUAGUCAGGAUUCAAAAGAAGUGGGUGGAAGUAGUGGCGGAGCUCGAAUUCAAAAAUACAUGUGUUAUCUUUUCAUAAUAUAAAUAAAAUUAAAAUUAAUAAUAUUCAUAUAAUUCAUUCAUAGACAAUAAAGAAAUAAUUUAUUAAUACAAUAAUUGUUUUCAUAAACAAUCUUAAUGUGUUUUCAUAUUCUAAAAGAAACGUAAAAUACAUUCAUUGUUUAUGCUUUUAAAUGAGUUUUUUUUGGUAUCCAACUAAAAAAUCAUUAGCAAACUGGUGGCCAAUUCGACUUCGAAACUUCUUCUUAAUAUGGCUCAAAGUUGAAAAUGGUCUUUCUACACUUGUAGUUGCAACAACUAGUGUCAAAAUUAGUUUAGUAAGCAUAUAAACUAAUGGAUAUGACUGAUGUACUUUGUCUUCAUCAUUACUUGAUAUAAUUCGUCAUUUCCCUUCAAUCCAACAAAUCUCUCAUAAGCAAUAACAUCAUGAUAAUACCUAAAAGGGUCGCAAAUAAUCUAUCUUUCUUUUCGUUUUAAUUGUUUAAUCUCUUUUUUAUUGAUCAAUGUGUGAUAUCCCGAAUCCUUAUAACUAAUGGAAUCGAAAUGAUCUCUGGAUUGAUCAUAAGAUCCCUUCAAUUGGCUAGAAUUCUUUCCUUGAAUGAAACUAGAUCUUGUGGAAUCAUAUUGAAUAUUUGACGAUCUAUUUCGUCCCUUGUUAAAAACCCGAUCUUUCUUUACCAACCACACAUUUUCUAACCAAAUCCAAUCCUCUCUUGGUAUGUUCCUCAAAAAAUCCGAUUCGUGUAGAUUAUUACCCCAACUAAGGAAGAGAUGGGAAAUUGAGCACAAUUUUGCAAAGAAAUAGCCUACUUCUUUCUCGAGAAGAGAUGGGAAACAUGCUCAAUAGUUAAAAAAAAAAUCUUGCUGAAAAAAGGGUGUAAUGAAAUUUUUUAUAUAGUUAAAAUAGAAGAAAGGGAUAAUCCAGUCAAUGUUGUGAGAACUGAACUAGAGUAUAAACCGAUAUAGUGAAUGAUUCACAUUUUAUGAGUUUAAUCGGUAAAGGUGAAUUGGUAAUUGGCUAACAUGGAAGAAAUUAAUUAUGUUAAUACGUGUUGUAUUGUGUCCUUGAAUUUUUCAAUUUAAAUUUAAAUUUUGUGCUUUUUUAUCUUUGUUCUUUUCUCUUUCUAACUUCCUCCAAAAUUUUGUCCAUCGUGCAAUAGUUUGCGCCCCAUUCACUUCCCAGUACAAGGCUGCCAAUGAAAAUCAAUAUUCAAGUAUCUCUUGGCACUAUGGUUUUAUUGUUGGGGAUUUAGGCUGGGUGAGUAGAAGAUUUCAACUCCGAUAUCAAUCCAUUGCGAAUAGAAUGGAAUUCAUCAAUAAAUGGAGUUGCAGAAGGAGUAUUAGAAAUUGCAUUUUUGGUUGAAUCACAUGCCUCUGGAGAUAAAAAUUUGGUUGUACAACGGAGAGUGGUGGCUAUUGGAUCUUUAGGUUUAUGGUUUUUGCAAAAGUCACAAUCUAUUUCUAUCUUAAAACGAGGAAUCAUUGAUUGAUUUAAUGAAGUAGGUCGAUUCUUUAUUCAACCUACUGGAACUAAUAGAUAAAGAGUGUCUAAUUUUGCGCCUUAUUACUUUGAUAAAGUCUAUUCGAAUAUUAGAGGCAAAGCCAUCAAAAUCGGGAUUUUACGUAAAAUUAAAAAAUGAGGGUAAAAUUGGAAUCGUAAAAUUGAAUCAUAAAAUCGUAGGACUUUAAGGUCCAUAUAAAAAUGAAGAAGGAAUAAUAUUAGUAAGGAAAAUCAUGAAUAACACAAAAGCACAUAACACUUACAAUGAUGAUUUCUCAAGGUUAAUGUCAAGAGGUGGUGAAUCGAUGAUGAUUAAUAAGUUUAUGUGAAUUGAUUAUAGUCGAUUGUGGUUAGUGUGAGAGAACUAGAUGAUGUUGGUGGAGGAGAAGAAAAAGAGGCGUAAUUUUGCAAAUUCUGGGGGGAAAAGGUAAAAUUGACUCAGAGAUUUGAAUCGUAAAAUCGUAAGAUUUUCAGGAUUUAAAUUGUGAAUAGUAUAUGAUUUUAAUGUCCAUAGAUUUAUAUUGAAAUCAGAAUAAGAAUAGGUAAGUAAAUCGUAAAAGCGUAGGAUUUUAGGAUUUAAAUAGAGAUUUUGACUACUAUGAUUGGAGGUAACCCUGAUUUUUUUUGUAAAGGGUUCACCGUUUUGAACAAAGGCGAUGAUAGUUUCCCGCCUUUAUCAAAAAUGAUGAUGCAAUUCACUGUCUUCCGCAGCGGUGAUGCCCAAACUUCUGUAUUUUAGAAAAUAUUUUCAUAAGUACUGUAUUUUGGGAAUUUUUUUUACUAACCAGUGUAUUCUGAUUUUUUUCCAUUUUUCGGGUACCUGCAAUUUUUCCAUUUUUCGGGUACUGAUUCCAUUUUACAAUCCUUGGUGCACUGGUUUUCAUUUUUGGCAGUUCUAUAGAAAUCUCUGACCUGGUUUGAUGUGUUUCUUCUGAAGAAUGGAGAAGGUGAUGAACGAUUUGAAGCUGGCCGAGGCAAAACAAGGGAGUUUUAUUAGCUUGAUCGACGAGUUCCAGGCGAAAUCUUCCUCCAUCCUAUCGCUCUCUCUACAAUGGAAGGAUCUAGACAUACAGUACGGGUCGAUAAGGGAGAGUUUACUCCAACACGCGCGACAACUUGCCAUGCAAGCUACGGAAGUGGAGGAAGCUUGGAGAAGCAUUGAGGCCCGAGAAAUCGAGGUUGAGGUUAAGUUGGAAAUGGCUCUAGGGUUUCUCGACGAGGUUGGAGUGAAGGAAGGGGAACUGGGUUUGCUUAAAAAACAGUUUUCCGAGUGUGAUUCUGGGCUGGGUUCGAAGAACAGAGAGCUUCAGAGCAGGGAAGAGGACUUGGGUUUGCUGAAAAAACAGAUUGAGGACUGUGAUUCUAAGCUGGGUUUGAAGAACAGGGAGCUUCAGGGGAAGGAGAGGGAUUUAGGGUAUAUUAAACAUAGAGUUGAGGAUUGUAAGGCUGAGUUUGAGGGUAAAGAGAGGGAGCUAGGGUUUUUACACAAGGCAUUGGAUGAGCUUCGCAGAGAGGUUUGUGAGAGAGAAGGACAAAGGGAUUCAGCGCAGAAGGCUAUAGAGGAAGAGUCCAAGGAGCUUCAAACGAAAAGGGAAGAGUUGGGUGAGAUAAGGAGGUUGAUUGCUAAGUGUGAUACUGAACAUGAAGUGAAAGAGAAGCAGUUGGUAGAAUGUGGAGAGGAACUUGAGGGUAAGCAGAAGCUGUUGAAGAGAGUGGCGAAUUUGCUUUUGAGUUCUUGUACUGAGAUCCGGGUUAAAGAGGAAGAGUUGACUGAGUUAAGGAGAUCGAUUAUUGAGUAUAAUGCUGAAUAUGAAUUGAAAGAAAGUCAGUUACUUGCGGCGGAUAAGGCACUUCAGGAUAAGGAGAGGGGCAUGGGUUGUUUGGAACAUAGGCUGGAAGAAUGUAGAGAGGAAUUUGAGGGUAAAGAGAAGCUAUUGGGUGCGGCAGAAAGUAAACUGGCUGGGCUGAGGGAGGAAAUUUGUGGUAAAGAGGGAGAAUUGUGCUCCUUGCAGAAGUCCUUUGAGGAACAGUCGAAGGAACUUGAAUUAAGGCGGAAUGAAAUAGAGAAAAUGACGAAAUUGCUAUCGAUUUGUAGCUCCGAGCUUAAGGCAAAAGAGAGAGAAUUAUCUGAAGCAAGGAACUCGAUCAUAGAAUUUAAUGCUAAGCAUAAAUCGAAGGAGGAGGAGCUCGAUUUGGUGGCUCUGAAGCUUCAGCAUAAGGUGGCGGAAAUGGGUUCUGUUCAACAGAGGUUGGAAGAAUUUACAGCAGAACUGGAGGCCAAACAGAAACUAUUGAGUUCCACAGAAAGUACAUUGAAUGAGCUGAGAGAGGAAGUUUGUAGGAAACAAAGAGACUUAGGUUCAUUGUGCAACACUCUUGAGGAACGCUCCAAGGAGCUUGAGUUAAGACAGAAUGAAAUAAGUAGAGUAGAGGAUUUACUUUCAGGUUGUAGGUUUGAGCUUCAGGAAAAAGAGAAAGAGUUGACUGCAGUAAGGCACAUGAUUACAGAAUGCAACACUGGCCAUGAAUUGAAGCAGAAACAGCUGGCUAUUGAGCUUCAGGAAAAAGAGAAAGAGUUGACUGCGGUAAGGCACUUGAUCACAGAAUGCAACACUGGCCAUAAAUUGAAGCAGAAACAGCUGGCUAUUGUGGCUGAAGAGCUUCAGGUUGAUGUAUUGGACUUAGAUUCUGUUCAACAUAGGGUGAAAGCAUCUACAGGCGAACUGGAGGCAAAACAGAAGCUAUUUAGUUCACUAGAAAGGGCAUUGGAGCAGCUUAGGGAGAAGGUUUCUGAGAAGGAGGAAGAAUUCGGUUCAUUGCAAAAGUAUGUAGAGGAGCAGUCGAAGGAGCUUGAUUGUAGGCAGAAGGAAGUAGAAAGAACUAUGGAUUUGCUUUCAAGUUGCAAUUCUGAGCUCCAGAGAAAAGAGAGAGAGUUGGGCGAGAUAAGGAACAUGGUAAUGAAAUGGAACGCUGAACAUGAUUUGAAGGAGAAGCAGCUGACUAUGGAGGAAGGGGAGUUUCAAAUCAAGGAGAGGGACUUGGAUUCUGGGCUCGAGGUGCAAGAAUGUGGAGGGCAGCUUCAGUCUAAUCAGGAGCUACUGGGUUACUUGGAAACAGCCCUGGCAGAGCAUUGCAAGCUGAUUUCUUUCAAAGAGAAGGACUUGAGUUCGCUGCUGAAGUCAAUUGAACUGAAAGAGGCUGCACUAAGUACUAUCGAGUCUUCAAUAAAAAGUCGAGACAAAGUACUUAAAGUGAAAGAUAAAUUGCAGAAGUUACUUCAAUCCAAGAUAGACGGACGCAGCAAAGAGCUGGAAUCACUGAAAGAGCAGGAAAUUUCUAUUCAAGCAUUGGUUGAAGACUUUACCCUUGCUCUUGAGUCAAAUAGUAAGAGCGUUGAAAUGGCUGGGGAACAGAUGAAUUCAUGUUGCAGUAAGCUUGAGUUGAAGCUGGCCGAGCUCUAUACUAUAAUGACAAAAUUGUUUGAAUGCCGAAACAAGCUUGCAGACAGAAGAAAGCAUGUGGAAAAACAGGCUGACGCAGUUGAAAUGCAAAGGAUGGAGCUUCAGAAAAAAGCUGAGUUGUUUAGAUUGAGAGAAGAACAAUUGGGUUCAAAAGAAAAACUGAUUGAUGAAAGAUUUACAGAACUAGAAGCGAAAGAGAAGGAACUAAGCAGCUUGUUAGAAGAGCAGAGAAUCCGAAAGCAAGCUGGAACUGUGGAAAAUAUAUACGGGGUCAUGUCCUGUGAAAGCAAUCCUCCAGAUCCCGCCCUAGAAGAGCCAUCGCCACCUGAUUUGACUGACGAUGAGGUCUCUACUGCACUUGAGUCAUCAGACCCAGCAAAGAUGAUAUUUGACCAAUUAAAACAGUCAAUUUCCCAGAUUGGUGCUAAGAGGUAUGACCAAACUGUGGUCAGGAAUCGAGUUGUUAUGCUGGAAAGGUUGAUGGGAGUCCCUGCAAAUGUAAGUCCUGAGGUGAAAGAAGCAUCCAUUGAACUGGCUGUUGCUUGGAGAGGGAAUUUAAGACUGGAGGCUCAUUGUUCAAUGGAUAUCAUAGCUUUCUUCUUGUUUUUGGCUGUAUUUGGAGUUGGCUCUCAUUUUAAAGCGGAGGAUAUGUUGGAACUGGCUUGCGUGAUUGCUCACCAUGAAAGGGCUCCUGAGUUAUGCCGUACCCUUGGACUUGCAAAAUGGAUACCUGGACUUAUCCAGAGCCUAAGUAAGAAGCACAUGCAUAUGGAGGCCAUUAGAUUCAGUUUGGCAUUCAAGCAAGUUCGCAGCUUCCCACCAAAUCUACUCCUCUCGAAACACUUGGAGAAAACAAGAAUCUUUGAGGACGGAAAGAACUUACUUGAAUCCCAAUACGAGGCCCUGAACAAGCAUCUUGAAUCCUUGAAAGCUAUGUCACAACGUGUGGCUGGAUUAGGGCUUGAUCCUAGUGUCUUGAACCAGAAGAUCAGUGACCAUCUCCAUGUUCUGGAGACUCUAUUGGGGCAUACAAGAAGUUGCUUGCUUGCCACGGGUGUUGUUAUAAAGAGCCAAAGGUAUGGUGUUGCUACAAUUUCUGGCAACAAAUCGCCAUUGCAGCUUGGGAGUUUGACCGAAGGACAGAAGAUCAAGCGGCAGAAGAACUAGGGAGUGUAUGAUGUGUGUGUGUGUGUGUAUAUACGUAGCUAGCUUUGCUAUACCUAGUUAGGAGGUAUGAGAUGUGGAGAUCAGUUAUCUAGUCUAUCUUGUUAACUUUGUGGAAGAAUACGAGACUUCGGGUAUCCACUGAUAACGGAUUUGUCAUCUCAACUAAUAUGUUACUGCUUGGUGUCAAAACAGAACCCAAUUGGAGUAAGUUGUUUGUUCAACUUGACUCGUAACCUGACUGUAACCCAAAUUGACUAAUUAAACAAAUUAUUCGAA
Messenger RNA from Linum trigynum, 6535 nucleotides. The record is from the annotation of a GenBank genome assembly. NCBI's taxonomy places the organism in Eukaryota, Viridiplantae, Streptophyta, Magnoliopsida, Malpighiales, Linaceae.